Molecule: messenger RNA, 1673 nt
Organism: Mesocricetus auratus (golden hamster)
Lineage: Eukaryota; Metazoa; Chordata; Mammalia; Rodentia; Cricetidae
Gene: Bin3
Product: bridging integrator 3
Exons: 10
Coding region: 427-1056 (209 amino acids)
Biological process (GO): actin cortical patch localization; plasma membrane tubulation; endocytosis
Cellular component (GO): actin cortical patch; cytoplasm
Molecular function (GO): protein binding; lipid binding
Source: RefSeq, a predicted model, not a curated record
GAGUUUCUGCAGAGGACCCCGACCGCAGGCGUGGGUUUGGGACCAUGAGCUGCCUCUUAGGAGCCAUCAGCCCCAACUGAUCCCACAGACUUUGAGACUCUGGGCAUGAGUACCUAGAACAGUCCUGAAGAGAACACUGAACUGUGAGCAGCAGAGAGAAGCUCGGGCCCUGGUAAAGCAAUACAAGGACGCUAGACCUGUCAUUGAACCUUCCAAGAUCCGUUUCCUCUGGCAGCAUGAGAGGGUGAAAGGGGGAAAAACCCUUCUGAUGCAUCCUGCGCUAAAAGGCCUGUGGUUCCAAGGAUUCCGUUUAAGAUCGGGCAGCCCAAGAAACAGAUUAUUCCCAAAACCGUGGAGAGAGAUUUUGAGAGGGAGUAUGGAAAGCUGCAACAGCUGGAAGAGCAAACCAAGCGCUUGCAGAAGGACAUGAAGAAAAGCACCGAUGCUGACCUGGCCAUGUCCAAAUCUGCUGUGAAGAUAUCCCUGGACCUACUCUCCAACCCGCUGUGUGAACAGGACCAGGACUUUCUGGACAUGGUGACAGCCCUAGACACAGCUAUGAAGCGCAUGGAUGCCUUCAACCAGGAGAAGGUGAACCAGAUCCAAAAGACAGUGAUUGAACCCCUGAAAAAGUUUGGCAGCGUGUUCCCGAGCCUCAACAUGGCAGUGAAACGGCGGGAGCAGGCCUUGCAAGACUACAGGAGGCUGCAGGCCAAGGUGGAGAAGUACGAGGAAAAGGAGAAGACUGGCCCAGUGCUGGCCAAGCUCCACCAGGCCCGAGAAGAGCUUCGGCCUGUACGGGAAGACUUUGAGGCCAAGAACAAACAGCUCCUGGACGAGAUGCCGCGGUUCUAUGGCAGCCGACUUGACUACUUCCAGCCCAGCUUUGAGUCCCUGAUCCGGGCACAGGUUGUAUACUACUCAGAAAUGCAUAAGAUCUUUGGAGACCUCACCCAGCAGCUUGACCAACCAGGCCACUCAGAUGAGCAGCGAGAGCGGGAAAACGAGGCCAAACUAAGUGAGCUCCGCGCCCUCUCCAUUGUGGCUGAUGACUGAGCCUGUCCCUCAGGAGUCCUCAGACUCCUUGGGAUACAGAUGACAUCUCUACCGUCUUUGCUCUUAGCAGGCAUGGACUCAUGGGCCUCCCAGUGGAGACAGGUGAUCACUAGUCUGCCUUGCCAGUCCUCUGACUUAAUGUCUCCAUUGCCUUGGGUCGUCGCAGGCUGUUUCCCCUGCCCAAUGCUAAUAAGCAAGGUAGAAAAACCCAGGGGCCUUUUUACUCCCAGAACCGUCCAGAGUGUGCUACAGUGUCUGGCCAACAGGAGCCUCAGCCUUUAGAAGGAGGCCUUAGCUCUGACUACCUCCAGAGGACUCCCACCAUCCCCUCCCCUUGUGAUUCUUCAGACUGUUGGGUGAGACACUGCCCUGCGGAGCAGAACUCUGGUCCCUCUGCUGCAGCAGGCCACUCAUGCCAACCCGACCAAAGCUGGUCCCCUGCAGGUCCAGCUAGGGACAAGCCCCCGGUAUUUCGCUUUCCCUGGUAGAUGGACUCUGUUCCUAGCUCUCCACUGUACAGAAUGUCACCCGUUGAUCCCCAGGCCUCAAAGCAAGGCUUACGUCUCACCUAUGUUGUUGGAAUUUUAUUUUCAAGUAAAGUUUCCAGUAAAAUAUCA